This is a messenger RNA of Dama dama (fallow deer), 3698 nucleotides long. RefSeq names its product RUNX1 partner transcriptional co-repressor 1 (gene RUNX1T1). Gene Ontology annotation, cellular component: nucleus. Lineage: Eukaryota; Metazoa; Chordata; Mammalia; Artiodactyla; Cervidae. The record is from RefSeq and is a predicted model, not a curated record. Gene Ontology annotation, biological process: negative regulation of DNA-templated transcription; DNA-templated transcription. Gene Ontology annotation, molecular function: transcription corepressor activity.
CAAUGUGCCAUCCCGACAAGCCUCUGACUUCUGAUAAGCUCCGAUGUGUGUUUAAUGAAUACAAAGCCGCGGUCCGGGGGCUGCCUGCGCGGCGGCGGCCGCUCUCCUGCGCUGCUUUGCCAGAAGCUGGCGGAGAGAAUUUACAUUUCAAGAUUAGCAGAGGGAGGAAGAGAAAUCUGCCUUUUGUUGUGUGGGGUGAGGAGCAGGCAUGCCCUGGCCUGGCCGCUAUCUCCCAUCACCUCUGCUAUCCAGACAGGACUCACCGAGAUCGUACUGAGAAGCAGUCCACGAUGCCAGACUCACCUGUGGAUGUGAAGACCCCAUCCAGGCUGACUCCUCCCACGAUGCCACCUCCCCCAACAACUCAAGGGGCUCCCAGAACGAGUUCAUUUACACCAACAACGUUAACCAAUGGCACGAGCCAUUCGCCCACGGCCUUGAAUGGCGCCCCGUCGCCGCCCAACGGCUUCAGCAACGGGCCGUCCUCCUCUUCCUCCUCGUCUCUGGCGAAUCAACAGCUGCCCCCAGCCUGCGGCGCCAGGCAGCUCAGCAAGCUGAAGCGGUUCCUCACUACCUUGCAGCAGUUUGGCAAUGACAUUUCGCCAGAGAUAGGAGAGCGAGUCCGCACCCUCGUCCUCGGCCUGGUGAACUCUACUUUGACAAUUGAAGAAUUUCAUUCCAAACUGCAAGAAGCUACAAACUUCCCACUGCGACCUUUUGUCAUCCCAUUUUUGAAGGCCAACUUGCCCCUUCUGCAGCGCGAGCUCCUCCACUGUGCGAGGUUGGCCAAACAGAACCCCGCCCAGUACCUCGCCCAGCACGAACAGCUGCUUCUGGAUGCCAGCACCACCUCACCUGUUGACUCCUCAGAGCUGCUUCUCGAUGUGAACGAAAACGGGAAGAGGCGAACUCCAGACAGAACCAAAGAAAAUGGCUUUGACAGAGAGCCUUUGCACUCAGAACAUCCAAGCAAGCGACCAUGCACUAUUAGCCCAGGCCAGCGGUACAGUCCAAAUAACGGCUUAUCCUACCAGCCGAACGGCCUGCCUCACCCCACCCCUCCACCGCAGCAUUACCGUUUGGAUGAUAUGGCCAUUGCCCAUCACUACAGGGACUCCUAUCGACACCCCAGCCACAGGGACCUCAGGGACAGAAACAGGCCUAUGGGGUUGCAUGGCACACGUCAAGAAGAAAUGAUUGAUCACAGACUAACAGACAGAGAAUGGGCAGAAGAAUGGAAACAUCUUGACCAUCUGUUAAACUGUAUAAUGGACAUGGUAGAAAAAACAAGACGAUCUCUCACAGUACUGAGGCGAUGUCAGGAGGCAGACCGGGAGGAGCUGAAUUACUGGAUCCGGCGAUACAGCGACGCGGAGGACUUGAAAAAGGGCAGCGGCGGCAGUAGCCACUCCAGGCAGCAGAGUCCUGUCAACCCAGACCCAGUGGCGUUAGAUGCACAUCGGGAAUUCCUUCACAGGCCUGCUUCUGGAUAUGUGCCAGAGGAGAUCUGGAAGAAAGCUGAGGAGGCGGUCAACGAGGUGAAGCGGCAGGCCAUGACCGAGCUGCAGAAGGCCGUGUCCGAGGCCGAGCGGAAAGCGCACGACAUGAUCACGUCGGAGCGCGCCAAGAUGGAGCGCACGGUGGCCGAGGCCAAGCGGCAGGCGGCGGAGGACGCGCUCGCCGUCAUCAACCAGCAGGAGGACUCGAGCGAGAGUUGCUGGAACUGCGGCCGGAAAGCCAGCGAGACCUGCAGCGGCUGUAACACGGCCCGGUACUGUGGCUCCUUUUGCCAGCACAAAGACUGGGAGAAGCACCACCACAUCUGUGGACAGACGCUGCAGGCCCAGCAGCAGGGGGACACGCCCGCCGUCAGCUCCUCCGUCACGCCCAACAGCGGGGCCGGGAGCCCGAUGGACACCCCGCCGGCAGCCACCCCCAGGUCGACCACCCCAGGGACCCCUUCCACCAUAGAGACGACACCUCGCUAGACGUGCACUCAGAACUGUCGGAGGAAAGACAACACAACCAACGCGAAACCAAGUCCUCAUCCUCAGAUGCUCAAAGUUGUUUUUUUUUUUUUUUUCCUUUUUGUUUUCGUUUUGUUUUGUUUGUUUAUAGACGAACUAUCCUGGUUCAGUACUUUCAGCAAGAGAGAACCUAACUGUAUCUUGAGGCGAUCGUAAAACAGAAGGCCAGUAACGGGUCAUAAUGACUUAUUGUGGAUAACAAAGAUUUCUUUUCCUUAGAGAACUGAAAAGAGAGCAGAGAAUAUAACAUGAAAUGAUAGAUUUGACCUCCUCCCUGUUAUUUUCCAGUAGCUGGGAUUUUAAACUAGAUGACCUCAUUAACCGAUGCUUUACCAAACAGCAAACCAAGAGAUUGCUAAUUGCUGUUGAAAGCAAAAAUGCUAAUAUUAAAAGUCACAAUGUUCUUUAUAUCCAAUAAUGGAGAAAAAAAAAAAAAAAAGAGGAAAACCCUCAAGGGCAUGAGCAUUGGCUACAGCGGUAGACAUUUUAACAAGAAGAUGAAUGGCGUCCGUGGGUUGCUAACUGAACUUUGAAGACCCGCUACAUAACGCGCAGAUGUGUAGCAUAUUGGAAGGAGACACAGAUGUUCGGGGUUUUUUUUCCUGUUUCUGAAAAGAAAUAAUAAUAUCCAGGUCAACAGAAGGAAAAAUGAAAGAUGAUUUUGCAGUGGGAUAUGUGAACACAACAGCAAGAAAAAAAUGCCAUAACACAAAAGGCUCCUUUAUAUAUAUAUAUAAGUAUAUAUACAUACACACACAGAAGUAAGAGACUCAGCCUGCAGUUAUUAGCAUCCUGGCAGCUUUGACACCAGCCAGCUGCUGCUCUAAACAACCCUCAACGUUUCUUCACUUUUGCAAGGUUCCACAGAGCAAGACAUUGGGUCUAUUCCAGCUCAUUCAUUUUAUAUUGAAAAAUAAUUUUUAAAAAAAUGGUGGCUCCAGCUCCAGCCCCUUUCUAAAUUUUUUCAACCCUACCCUGUUUGGAUUUUUAAUUAAAAACUAGUAGUUCUCUUGGUGUUAAAACACUUCUGUCCUGUGAGGUUUCCCAAUGGUGUUUUUCUUGUAAACGUGCUGGACGACUGUGAAGACGCGUUGUAGUUUAACCACGUGCCCACAUUUAGUCUCUUUAUUCCUAGUUGGUGAGAAACCUGUAUCUUUCUAUGCUGCUUUUAUAUCUGUAUGUAUUAGUGGUAUUUCUCUAGUAGUUAAAAAAAGAAAGAAAAAAAAAAAAAAAGACUUUUUUGGUUGUCCUCAAGAAAAGAAAAGAAAAAGGCUAUCUUUCGGAGCUGCUAUUUCACUCUCUUAUAGGAUUUUUUUUUCCCCCUGAAAACCAGCAUGCUUCACGGAAUGCUAACAUAUUGGUGUUUUUGUAAGAGGGAUGUACAUAAAUGUAUUUUGCACUGUCACAAUGACUCCCUAGGCAUGCUUUUUUUUUUUUUUUUUGAGCAAACUUUUUAAAUAUGCUAGAUCCAUUCCACCAAGUUUAGCUGUAGCAUAGAGUAGUAGUGGAUUUUUUUCUUUUCUUUUUUUUUGAUGAAAAAUCAUUAUUAGGGACUUUUGAAAAAAAUAACAAGAUAUCCUACUUUAAAAAAAAAAAAAAGACAGUGCAUGUGUAUCGCUGUAAGGUUGUUUAAGUAUUUCUAAUUUUACAAAAAAAAAAAAAAAAGAUAAA